Molecule: messenger RNA, 696 nt
Organism: Lactuca sativa (garden lettuce)
Lineage: Eukaryota; Viridiplantae; Streptophyta; Magnoliopsida; Asterales; Asteraceae
Source: RefSeq, a predicted model, not a curated record
AUGGCUAAUCAUUCGGUGACUUACCCGAGGGGAAUUGUAGAAGACAUCCUUGUUAAAAUUGGGAAAUUUGUUUUCCCAGUUGACUUUGUGAUUAUGGAUAUGAAGGAGGAUAUUACUGUCCCAAUAAUACUUGGUUUCCCUCUACUUAAUACUGUUAGAGCUUUAGUUGAUGUUUGUGAAUCCAAGCUUACAUUGAGGGUUGGUGAUGAUGAGGAGACUUUUGGAAUACAAGAUGGUUUUCAAGGAAAAGAUGUAAAAGGUGAGGUGUUCAAAAUGGAUGAAUAUAAUGAUCUUGAAGAAUUAGAAAAUCUCACGGAGGAAGAAUUCAAGACAAUUCAUCAACUCAAACGCACCAAACCGAGAGCAUCUGUCCCGUUUUUUGUUGAAGUCAUUACUUACACAAAACCAACAACUUUUAUGAGUGAGGAAAGCGAUGAUUUGUCGAGUGAUGAAGACGAGGCUACUUCCAAGGAGACGAGUCCAGUGGUAAAGGAAGAAAAGGAUACUAGGGAGCUUAAAAAAAGUGAAGAAAAAUUGGAGACUAAAGGGAUCAAACGCAAGAUCGAUGGAGACGAGACCAAAGCUAAAAAGGAGCAUUCAAAGAAGGCGUACAUUCGACGUGUCCAAGCUUACAAGAGGCGAUGGAAAGAACAGAAAAUUCAGGUGGUGAUGGACUCCUCUGAUAGCUCAACGUAG